CACAACUCACAGCUGGUUCUUUGUUUGAAAAUAGAAAAUAAUAAAAACCAGACUAUGGGGAAAAUAUUCCUUGACCAUAUUGGUGGUACACGGUUAUUUUCUUGUGCAGCGUGUGAUGUUGUUCUUACAAACCGCUCUGAACUCAUAAGCACUAGAUUCACUGGUGCUACAGGACGAGCUUUUCUUUUUCACAAAGUAGUAAACCUAGUAUAUUCUGAAGUACAAGAUCGUGUUAUGUUGACUGGAAGACAUAUGGUUCGAGAUGUUUCUUGCAAAAAUUGCUCUACAAAAUUGGGAUGGGUAUAUGAAUUUGCUACUGAAGAAAAUCAAAGAUACAAGGAAGGAAGAGUGAUAUUAGAGAGAGCUUUAGUUAAUGAGUCAGAGGGUAUUGAGGUUGCCCAAUAACUUAUGUUAGCUCCUAGUCCUUGCUUAAUAUUAUAAAUAAAUAUUAUACCUACCUGCAGGCAUAACUUCAAAUAAUAAACAUAUUUCUCUAUUGCUACUAAAUUCAAAAAUAAUUCUUAUGUUCAAAUUAGGAUUUAAAAUCCCUUCUUGAUUUGAACAACAUCAAAAACUACUACCCAUUUGAUAAAAUAUGCCUCAAACCUGAUAAUAAAAGGAGUGUUGCCUUCUUCUUUCAAUAUAAUUGUGUUACAAUUAAUUAAUUAAAUAUCGUGAAGGUCUUCUCGCAAUUUCGAAUAUAGUAUUAGAUACAUUAUUUGAUGUCUAAAUUGUAAGCAAAGCAAUAUCAUGAAAUGGUGUUGUGUUUUUCUGUCUUAAUAAAAAAUCAUAUUUCUUUUUGAUGAUGGUCAAUUCAUUGCUUCUUAUUAUGUUCUACAUGGAAAAAGCAAAUCAGUUUCACUAUUAAAAACAAAAUUAAAUCAUAUGAAAAGUAAAUGAAAUUGUUAUAAAACAACUGGAAUUUAACAAAUACUGAAAGAUGGCUAGAAUAAUGGUUCAAACCAUGACUGUUCUAUGAUUGCCCUCUUUCUGUAGUCUUAUCCCAAUACAGUUAAGACUUAGGCAAAGGGACAUGAAGCAAAAGUUAUUUAUAUUUAUACAUUCAUUGGAUGAAUUACAACUGAAGCAAUUAAUAUAAUAAUAAGAUGUAGGCAUACAUUGUCACAGUAACAUUAUGAUAUUGGAUCUUUAGAAAUAAAUAAAUUUAAUGGUAAUGUUCUAUAAA
Messenger RNA from Leptidea sinapis, 1186 nucleotides. RefSeq names its product protein yippee-like 5 (gene Yippee). Bases 55 to 405 code for a protein of 116 amino acids. The record is from RefSeq and is a predicted model, not a curated record. The transcript has 3 exons. Lineage: Eukaryota; Metazoa; Arthropoda; Insecta; Lepidoptera; Pieridae.